AUCGGCUUCUUUUUAAACUCUGCGCAUGCGCUGUGGAUAGGCCACUAUAACCUAUACGACUACAAUGAUUCAAAACAAAAACGUGGUGUUGGGAAGUCUGGAGUGAAUUUAUAAAAAUUUAAACUAUGGCAACGCAUAUCAGAUUCAAUGAUGAUGAUGAUGAUGUAAAUGAAUAUAAUCCAACAGACUCUGAAGAUGAGCUCCCAGCAAAAGAAAAAGAACUAUUGAAAAAAGCCAGAAGUAAGGGUGCUAAAUAUUCAGACAGUGAGGAUGAAGUGUUUGGUGUAUAUGAAGAAUCUGAAGAGUCAGAUUCAGAUAAAAGUGACUUGGCACUUAGUGAUGUUGAAGGACAAGGUGAAGAUGAUGAUGGCAUACCAGACUCUAAAGCUUGGGGCAAGAACAAGAAGCAUUACUAUUCCACUGAUUAUGUGGAUCAAGAUUAUGGUGGUUUUCAAGGAACAGAUGGCACUUUAGCAGAAUUAGAAGAGCAAGAAGCAAAGAAUUUGCAAAGUGAACUUGCAAAAAAUCUGGAUGAUGAUGAUUUUGCUUUGGAUUUCGCACCCAAGGAGCUGGAAGAGGAAGAGGAAAUCAAGGAAAGGAGUAAUGUUAUUAAAACUGAUGUUUCCCAGCUGAGCAAGAGGCAAAAACUGCAACUGUUGAUGAAAGAAUCACCAGAGUUGUUUGGCUUGAUAGAUGAUUAUAAAAAUAGAAUGACAAUUGUUACAGAGGAACUAGAUCCAGUCGUAAAGUUUUAUAAAGAAGGGAAAAUCAAGAAGAGUGAAGCUAUGGAUUUUGUUAAUUCAUAUUGUCAGCUUAUAUUAAAUUAUACAAUUAACAUCAGCAUGUAUUUAUUAUUGAAAGCAAAGAAGACUUCAGUGAAAAAUCAUCCAAUAAUUAAAAGAUUGUAUCAAUAUCGCAAGUUGCUCGCACAAAUGGAUCCGGUGUUUGAAGACCAAAUUAAACCUCAGUUUAAUUUACUCCUUGAAAAAGCAGAGAAUCAACCUGCCAUCACUGCUCCAACAAGUGAAAAUAAAAAGAAACUUCUAAACAUUUUAAAAUCUGCUAAAGACGGCACUACUUCAACAUCCAACAAACGUAAACGUGGCGAAAAAGAAGCUAAAUCAAUUCUUAAACACCAAACAACAGAGAAUGAACCACAUUCAGACAAACACAUUACUUUUGCUCCGGAAGACGGAAUCCAAAAUGAUUCAGAGUCGGGUUCUGAGACAGAAAAACUUCCUGCUGAUAUGAAUGAACUAGCAGUGGACGAUGAAAAUGAAGAAAAUGAUGAAGUUGAAGGUGAUGUGAAUUCCAAGCGAGGUAUUACGUACCAAAUAGCAAAGAAUAAGGGUUUGAUGCCCUCGCGUAAGAAGGAGCAGCGUAAUCCACGUGUCAAACAUCGAAAUAAGUUCCGCAAGGCAAAGAUACGAAGGAAGGGUGCGGUUCGCGAAGUGCGACACGAACUUUCACGUUACGGAGGCGAAAUUUCCGGCAUCAAGGCUUCUGUUUCGAAGAGUAUCAAAUUAAAGUCAUAAAAAUUAUAAUACAUGAGUUUAAACGAAA
Dalotia coriaria is the source of this 1563-nucleotide messenger RNA. RefSeq names its product UTP3 small subunit processome component Sas10 (gene Sas10). Bases 126 to 1535 code for a protein of 469 amino acids. The transcript is spliced from 6 exons. NCBI's taxonomy places the organism in Eukaryota, Metazoa, Arthropoda, Insecta, Coleoptera, Staphylinidae. The record is from RefSeq and is a predicted model, not a curated record. Gene Ontology annotation, cellular component: small-subunit processome; nucleolus. Gene Ontology annotation, biological process: maturation of SSU-rRNA from tricistronic rRNA transcript (SSU-rRNA, 5.8S rRNA, LSU-rRNA).